GAAGAAGAGAGCUCUCCUGAUGUAGUACAUGAAAUCAUGUCCAUUGGCAAGAGUUUGAGAGUAGAGGUAGAUGAUGCAGACGUGGAAGAGUUGCUGAAAGACCAUCAAAAUGAACUAACGACAGAAGAGCUGAUUGCCAUGCAGGAAGAACAGAUGAAAGUCUUACAAGAAGAGCAUUCGUCAGAGGAAUCUGAGAAGGCUAGGGAAGAAAUCACCAGUGCUGAGAUCAAGGAAAUUUGCAGAAAAUGGAAUGAUGUGCAGGAAUUUAUCGAGAAGCACCAUCCUAACAAAGUUGUGGCUAAUAGGGUCAUUAAUUUAAUGAACGACUCUGUGCUAGUGCAUUUUAGAAAAAUUUUGAUUAAGAGAGUAAGACAAUCAACUUUAGAUCACUUUCUUGUUCCUUAUCAAAAGAGACCUCGACUUGAAGAAAUUCCCAAUGCAGUGCUACUUGAUAUUUUUAUGGAGGGGGUUCCUCUUCCAAGCAUUAAGCUCCGUAGAAACAAAGGUAUGUACAGUGCUACUUUAUUAAAUAAAGUUUACAUAUUUGUUGCUGGAAUGAUAGAUAUUACGUUUUCUUAUAUUUUCAUCAAAGAAAACCCAUUUUACAAAUAAAAUUACAAAAAUACUGACAGCU
Centruroides sculpturatus (bark scorpion) is the source of this 634-nucleotide messenger RNA. RefSeq lists its product as uncharacterized. NCBI's taxonomy places the organism in Eukaryota, Metazoa, Arthropoda, Arachnida, Scorpiones, Buthidae. The transcript has a single exon. The coding region runs from base 37 to 612 and encodes 191 amino acids. The record is from RefSeq and is a predicted model, not a curated record.